CACCAAUCCAAAACAUCUUGACAGAUAGCUCGGGAGGCUGCAGGAAGCAUGAUUAAUUCAUAGGUGCGGUAGCAGCACCGUGUUGAUCUUGAUUAUUCAAACGUCGAACGCCAGCCCGAUCUAUGGGCACCUCCGACCCCUCAGGCGCCCAAAGGGAAAGCCAUCUACCGGAACAACAGCCCAUUGUGCCGAAACCAAACCUCAAGGUUAAGAUACCAGAGAUAUAUGACAGGGGACAACCAACAAACUUUCCAGACAGUCCAAAGGCGUACAGAUUAAUAGAACCUCCAAUGGAAGUGAAAUCGGAAGCAGGUGUAAAGGGCAAAAUGCAGCCACAUGAGGAUCGCCACAAAAGAUGGGGAAGGACUCGUGACGGUCGUAAACAACCGACAACAGAUCUCGUAACCCCAAAGGCGUGGAAACCAGAAGAAUGCAGUGAGAAAUCAGGAGCAGAUGUACGAAAGCGAAGUUCUACAGGGGCGAAGAGGGAACAGUCAAAGAGUCGGAAAUAUCUCAGACUGAGGAAGGAUGAGGCUGAGGAAGAUGAUAUGGUUGAGGAAGAAGAUCUGGAACUAAUCAAAGUUAAACUUGAGAAACUCAAGUUAGAAAGAGAGGACAGGAUUAGUAUCCCGAAAAAACUUAGAAUGAGAGAGAGACUCUUUUGCUGCUCAUGCGAAGAGGAUACUGGAGUUGCUGGAGAAUUUGAAUGUUUCUCUUGUAAGCAUAUCAGAUGUCCUGUUGGGCGAAAUCGGGAUAGAACCCAGGUGGUUACAUAGUUUCCAUGGUUCAAAGCACACCACCCUUUCAAUCAGAAUUCUUCAUUCC
Molecule: messenger RNA, 825 nt
Organism: Hyaloscypha bicolor E
Lineage: Eukaryota; Fungi; Ascomycota; Leotiomycetes; Helotiales; Hyaloscyphaceae
Exons: 3
Coding region: 123-776 (217 amino acids)
Source: RefSeq, a predicted model, not a curated record